Messenger RNA from Bubalus bubalis (water buffalo), 2178 nucleotides. RefSeq names its product zinc finger and SCAN domain-containing protein 5B-like. The transcript is spliced from 4 exons. Lineage: Eukaryota; Metazoa; Chordata; Mammalia; Artiodactyla; Bovidae. The record is from RefSeq and is a predicted model, not a curated record. Gene Ontology annotation, molecular function: DNA-binding transcription factor activity, RNA polymerase II-specific; RNA polymerase II cis-regulatory region sequence-specific DNA binding. Bases 687 to 2060 code for a protein of 457 amino acids. Gene Ontology annotation, biological process: regulation of transcription by RNA polymerase II.
GCGCCGAUCGGGUAACAGGCCGAGAGGGCCGGCGUUUCUCCAGCGCGAAAGAGAGACGUGUCUCCGCCAGCCGAGUUUGAGAGCGAGUCCCCAACUGAGGAGGACCGAGGCGAGAAGGCUUCAAGGAGGUAAUUGAUGGGAAGUGUCUAAAGAGAACGCUAGAGAGUCAGGGCCCGUGGAAGUGGGUUUCAGUAAGUCCUGGCUUUCUGUUCCCCUUGCAUUCGCUCAGAGACCGUGUGAAAUCCACCGAUCUCCCUCCGGCCACACAUAAACCGUGGUUCAUUUGUGGAAUCUUCUGUGAGAUGAGAUUGUUUCCACACUCCAUGGUGUCGUGUGGGGUGGUUCAUUUUUUCAACAAGGGCUUUUAAGCACCGCCCUGUGGACAGUUGUGACCACACAGUUUCUUGUACUAUAAGAUGGAUGUCGGAGGAGUAAGAGAAUGGAUUCUUGUCCCUGGUGUGAAAUUCUGAGGGGGGAAUACUGCCCAGUAUUGGGAUGAGGGAUGGUAGGGUGGAUGAAAAUAAAACUAAUUGGCUGCAUUCUUUUUUCUUUUUUGCCCGCUAUUUCUGAACACUGAAUCUAUUCCUAAGGAAAAGCAAGAGGAAAUUCCCUUCGAUCGGCGUCAGUUGGGCACCGACUUCUAGAAGCAUUUGCCCAGAGUCCUACUGAAAAGCUCUACAGUCGGUAUGGCUGAGAACCAGACAAGGGGUCGUGGCCCCGUCGCGGACAGCCCCGGAGCAGAGUCGCCGGCGUCUGCGCCAGGCCAAGACACCCGAAGGGAAAACCGCGACUCCGACCUGGAAGAGUUGCGCGUUCGCUUCAGAACGUUUAUCAGCUCAGACGAAUCCGACCCCAUGAAGGCUCUGAGGAGGCUCCGUGAACUCUGCGGGCUGUGGCUGAGGCCGGAUCUUCACACCAAGGAGGAGAUGGUGCUGGAGCAGUUCGUGAUGUGCGUGCCGCCUGAGAUCCAGGUCUUAGUCAAAAGUAGUGGUGCCGAGACUUGUAAGCAUCUGGAGGAGGUGCUGAGAAAGAAGCAGAAACUGACGAAAUGGGCUGUAGUGCGUGUCCAAGGCGAGGAUGUUUUGAUGCCCGUCUCGGGUGUUGAGAUGUUAGGAUCUGAGGUCAGUGAGGGGCACAGUGAGGGAGACCGAGCCAGGGAGCCCCAGCCUACAGUCAGUGUCAUCCCUCCAGACGAGGGCCAGCAGGAAAGCCAAGACGGGCAGCAUCUGCCAGGAGCCAAGGACCUGUCGAGGGGGCAGGACCAGAAAGCUCUCCCGCCAGAGACCAUUCCUGAAACAGGUGAACUGGAGGGUCAGACGCCCUCCAAGGAGAACUUGGAGAAGGACCUGUGGGAAGACACAGGAGUGACAAGAACCCUUUCAUCUCAAGAGCCUGAACUUCUGCAGAAUCGUGAGAGAGAUGUUUUCACUCCGAGUGGAUCCAGACGAGGUCCUCUGAAGAAUCGCAGACAUGUGAAAAGGAAGCGGGAGAGCAGUCCCACUUGCCAAGACGUGGGUCAAGAGGCAGCCACGUGUUUGGACCAAGGAGAGUUCUCAGGACAGUUUGGGUCCCGUUCCUCUGGUGCAUUUGGCACCAUGCGACCCACCAGUCUUCCUGAGGGAGCAGAAACCCCGGGACGGGCACCCUCUGAAUGCACGGUGUGCAAAAAGAGCUUUCCUUAUCAAUCUCAGCUUACCCUGCACCAGAGGACACACACAGGAGAGAGGCCCUUUCAAUGUGACGUCUGUGCCAAAGGGUUCAUACAGCCUUCAGACCUGCGGGUUCACCAGUGGAUCCACACUGGUGAGAAGCCCUACAGCUGUGAUCUCUGCCUCAAGAAGUUCACCCACGACUCCACGCUGUGCACUCACAAGAGGACCCACACCCAGGAGAAGCCUUUCCGCUGUGAGCAGUGUGACAGAGCUUUCGGCCACCGAGGGAACCUCAACGUUCACCGACGCACCCACUCUGGGCUCAAGCCCUACGUGUGCCCUGAGUGUCACACAGCCUUCCGUCAGCUGGGGACUUUCAAACGCCACCGGAAAAUCCAUUCCAGAUGACUGGCUCAGGACCCUGCCCUCAGGUCCAGGUCUUUUCUGUUUUAAUGAGAAAAUUGAGAAUGAUUUGUCACCUGUGUGAUACAAAGUGUGGAUGACAGGGGAAGGGCUUAGGAGGAUC